CGCUCGCCCGGGACCUCGCGCACGGUCCCGCUCCUAAUUAAAUUAAUUAGGGCGCAGCGCGCGACGGGCGGGCGGUGCCGUGGCCGCGGUGCCCCGCGGCGGGCGGGCGGCCGGCAAGGACGGGGAGGAAGGAAGGGAGGAAGGAAGGGGUCCAUUCAGAGCUCCGAGGGGAGGUAAUUCGCCGGGAACAAGGGGCCGGCUUUGCAAAGUAUAAAUAGUGCCACUUCAAUCGCGGCGUCGCUAUCAGACCCCGGGAGCCCUGCACGUCGGGCGGCACGGCCCGGCCCGGCUCGGCACGGCCCGGGGCGCCGCCGCCUCCCCCCCGCGCCGUGGAUGCCCGCCCGGGGAGCCGGGGCAGCGCGCCCCUGAGCCAUGGAGGAGCUCACGGCGUUCGUCUCCAAGUCGUUUGAUCCCAAAGCCAAGGAGAAGAAGGAGCUCAUCACCUACCGCGAGGUGCUGGAGAGCGGGCCCCUGCGCGGCCCGCGGGAGCCCGGCGGGGCGGCGGCGGAGCCGGGCCGGGAGGACACGGGCAGCCCCGCGGCGCGGCCGGCCGGCGGCGGGGCCCGCAACGGCGGCGGCGGAGGCGGCCUAGCGCGGCCCGGGCGGGCAGGCCCCGCUCCGGCUGUCCCGGCCCCGGGGGGCUCUCGCCGCAUCCCCCCGGGCAGCGGCGGGUGCGGGAUGAGCCCCCGGACCGCGCGGUGCCCGUCCCGCAGCCCCGCCGGUCUGACCGCUGUGUCGUGCCCAGUGUCCCCAGAGCUGAAGGAGCGCAAGGAGGAUGCGAAAGCGAUGGAAGACGAAGGGCAGACGAAAAUCAAGCAGAGGAGGAGCCGGACGAAUUUCACCCUGGAGCAGCUGAACGAGCUGGAAAGGCUUUUCGACGAGACCCACUACCCGGACGCGUUCAUGCGGGAGGAGCUGAGCCAGCGGCUGGGGCUCUCCGAGGCCAGGGUGCAGGUCUGGUUCCAGAACCGACGAGCCAAAUGCCGAAAGCAAGAAAACCAACUGCACAAAGGGGUGCUCAUCGGUGCCGCCACGCAGUUCGAAGCCUGCCGGGUGGCCCCGUACGUGAACGUGGGCGCGCUGAGGAUGCCCUUCCAGCAGGUUCAGGCGCAGCUGCAGCUGGACAGCGCCGUGGCCCACGCGCAUCACCACCUGCACCCGCACCUCGCCCACGCUCCCUACAUGAUGUUCCCGGCCCCCCCCUUCGGGCUCCCGCUCGCCACCCUCGCCGAGUCCGCCUCCGCCGCCUCCGUGGUGGCCGCGGCCGCCGCCGCCAAGACCACCAGCAAGAACUCCAGCAUCGCGGACCUCCGCCUGAAGGCCAAGAAACACGCCGCCGCCCUGGGGCUGUGACCGCCCCGCGCCGCUUUUUUAAAAGGAAAAGGAGGGGGGAGAGAAAAAAAAAAAAAGAAAAAAAAAAAAGUGGGGAAAAAAAACCAACAACCAACAAAACAAAACAAAACAAAAAAAAAAAAAGGAAAGAAAAAAAAGAGAAACGGACGGGAGAUAUAUAGUUAUUUAAGGAAUUAGAGGAACUCGACGCGCAGCUGGGAAGUUCACAGGUUUUGAAACUGACCUUUUUCUGCGAAGUUCACUUUAAUACAAGAAAUUUGAUAAGAGAGGCGGGCCUCCCUUCACGUUGCAUCAGAUACUUGAGUUUAACAACCACGUCUGGAAUAGCGACAAAAAAAAAAGGAGAAAAAAAAAAAGAAGAGAGACGAUGAAGAGGGAAAAAAAAAGGGAAAAAAAGAAAAAAGACUGAUUUCUCUGCGAAUUUCUAAUGGGAAACUGUCCGGGAUACUUCCUCCAGCAGCAUUCCGGGUUGCAUGUAUUUGUAUUUCAUUGAUGGAGUCCUUUGAUUCACUUGCACUUCACCCUCAUCUUUAGUAGAAAAAAACGAGACAACCACAAAACCAAACAAACAAACGUGGCUGGGUUCUUUCUCCUUUAAUCUUGGAGGGAAGCAGGCAGAGAGAGGGAGAUCAAGCACUACCUUUUCCACUCUUAAAUCUUUGUUGGUCGUUUGCUGUCCCACCUCUGAAAUAAAAGGGAGCGGAAAGCACCAGGAGAGCGGAGUGUGCCUCGCUUUGCCGGGUCUCUCCUGUCCUGAGGGCAAAAACAAACGAGAAAAAAAAAAAAAGAAAACAAACAAAAAAAAAGAGUAUUUAAUUCCCAACCACCACUUGACACCACGGCAAAUUCCAAUAAGAGGUACUGGGUACAUGUAAUAUAUGUUGAUACACACGAACAAAGUUUAUUUUGGCUAUAACUUGUGAAUUGAUAGUUGACUGUCAAACAUUUACAUUUUAUCUCAUAAAGGUGUAUCUAUUCACGUAAUCUUGUGAUUUUUUUGGUUAUUAUUAUUAUUAUUUGAGAGACGUAAAGCUAUUUAACCUGGGGCACCCUGCAGUCGGUGAUUGUUAUCCCAGAUUUUGCCAUCAGACCCUCAAGCUUAUUGCCAAGACAGAGGGAAAGCUCUUCUACGUGAACUUUGGUAUGGACGGGCUUUGUAUCUAUUUGUUCUCCAUGAAAACAAAAUUAUUUAUAUUGACCAUAUUUUUUCUAGUGUAUUUUAAGUUAUUUAAAAAAGAAAAUGAAAAAAAAAAAAGAAAGCAAGAUGCUGUUAUCUCAUUGCAUUUGUUGUCAGUACAAUAUAUUUUGUUUCACUCAGGUUUGCUUCACCUUUUUUAAUCCAUUUUCGACGUCACGAAUUUCAAUAAGUGCCAAGUAAUGAAUUUAAGACACUUUGCGACCUAUUGACUGAAGGGGGGACGGUUUGGGGGACGGUUUCGCCUCCCUCCUGGUACUGUCGAUGUCCGACCAUCGGUGAUGUUCUUUCUUUUCUGUGUUUACACCCUUCUGUAGAGCUCGCACGUUUCUUUCUGCUCCGUAGAUAUCGCGACACGCCGAUAGCGCUCAGCACGACGAGGAAGCGCAUUUCUUUUUUUUUUAUUAUUUUUUUUUUUUUUUAACAACCACUUUAUCUGAGUUUUUCCUGAGUUUCGGCCGCACAAACCCCGGGGCGCGGCGUUCGCGGUGGCUUUUCUGUUGCAGCCAAACCGGCCGGUGGAAGCUCUAUAGCAAUUGUGUCUUUACAAGUUCUGUCAGGUUCCCUCAGGUAAUAAAAUCGAGGAAAGUGGAA
Molecule: messenger RNA, 3142 nt
Organism: Pseudopipra pipra
Lineage: Eukaryota; Metazoa; Chordata; Aves; Passeriformes; Pipridae
Gene: SHOX2
Product: SHOX homeobox 2
Exons: 5
Coding region: 373-1353 (326 amino acids)
Biological process (GO): regulation of transcription by RNA polymerase II
Cellular component (GO): nucleus
Molecular function (GO): sequence-specific double-stranded DNA binding; DNA-binding transcription factor activity, RNA polymerase II-specific
Source: RefSeq, a predicted model, not a curated record